UGUAACAGCAGCAGCACCAGUUUCACUUGCUAAUUCAAACAGGAACACUGCUGCUCAAAAUGGUUAAAUUCAGGAGCGUGUCAAUUGUGGCCAAAUUUCUGAUUUUGCAGGUGCUUGUAUCGUUGCCCCUAAGAAGUGAACAGAAGCCAUUAACGUGCCUAGAAGAAUGGAAGGCGGAAUUUCAGACUAACAUAGCCACUAUUGGCAGGGAAUGGGGAAACGAAUUUGUUCAUUAUAUAAACGCUUUCCUACAAAAUCUACUUCAAGAAUUGAAUGAUUCAUCUACGAAAGGCGAAGGUGGGCCAAGUGAUGGACUGGAGGAAAUAGGAAAGAGUGAUUCGAAUUUCCUUGAUCUAUCGACUAAGGAACUGGAUAAAGUCAUCAGUUUAGUUAAAAAUUUAUUCGACGCACUCUUUGGCACACCUAAUCGUGAUGAUCAGCAGAGUGAUCAAAGCCCAAUGGAAGAUUUAUUAGACGACGAAGAUAUAAGUGAGCUAAUUAGUCCACUCGUCCGUGACUUAGAAAGCUCUUUAUUCGAUUUUCAAACCACACCUAAUCGUGAUGAUCAGCAGAGUGAUCAGAGCUCAAUGGAAUUUUUUUUAGAUUAAGAAGAUAUAAGUGAGCUAAUUAGUCUACUCGUCCGCGACUUAGGUGGCUCUUUAUUCGAUUUUCAAACGUUGUUCUAAUGAAGAGUAAAGACAUAUAUGGGUUCAUUAAAUUGAGUGGUAUGAAGAUUAUAAAACAUUGGAAAACAAGGCUUAAAGGUUCAGAUGAAUCCUUAUAUAAAAAAAUAAAGAAUUUAUGAUUGAACACAAAAA
Anastrepha ludens (Mexican fruit fly) is the source of this 818-nucleotide messenger RNA. RefSeq lists its product as uncharacterized. The transcript has 2 exons. Lineage: Eukaryota; Metazoa; Arthropoda; Insecta; Diptera; Tephritidae. Bases 60 to 608 code for a protein of 182 amino acids. The record is from RefSeq and is a predicted model, not a curated record.